UCCAAAAUAAAAAAAGAAGACUAUCGCCGACCGCACCGCACGCGCUGUACACGCACACGCCGCUUAUUUUUUCACAAAUAUUUUCAUGGACUCAAAUUAAUUCUCUAUUAUACAAACUCUUACUGACGACCAUAUUCGUCGUUGCGCGAGUGAUAUACAAGUUUUAUAGACAAUAAUUUAGAAGAGUGCCGUGUCAAGUCGCCGCCAUUACGCGUCGUCCAGCAGUGGCGUCGAAUUCUUCAGCCUGGAAGAAGCUAGCGACGGGUUGGCAGGUACGUCUACUCCUCAUAGCCUAGCCUCGGCCUUCCCCUCUUUUGUGCAUCUUUAGCGAUACUCGCCCCCGCAAAACUUUCUUCAAAAAUAUUGAACCAGCGCACCGCCGUGGUGGAAAAUUUGUAAAGAGUUUUUCCCACUAUUAUUGGUCCUUCGUCCCCGGAUUACAUUUCAAUCAUCGCUGAUCACCGCUUAUUACGCGAAUAAACACGCUUUAUUAUAUGUUUUGAUAUUUUAUUCGCACCGCAUUUCAUCAUAUUCCAUUUUUUUUUGACAGGUCAUUGACCUUUACUUACGCAAUCCGCAACGAUGACUUCGUCUGAACAAAAAUUGACAAUUCUAGAAUGUCAACGACAAGUCUAUUUCGAACACAUACAACGUAUUUACGAUUUAUCUCGCAGUAAUUUAAAUGAUCCUGAAACAUUGGAAAACUUUCUUUGUUCGGUAGAAACAAUCGAUGAGACCCGCAUUAAUUUCCAACAAUGUCUCAAGGAUAUAAAUCAAUUAAUAUUAAAAAUCGACUCCGAUUCUAAACCCGACUUCAAUAAGUGGCUCGCUUUUGAAGAUUUAUAUUGUCGUAUCAAACGUAAACGUUCGCAGUUAGAAUCAAAACCCACCAUGUCUGUCAAAAGAAAUGACGACUGUUGGCAAGGUGUUAAAUUAGCUCGCAUUGAAAUUCCCGAAUUCGAUGGGAACCCUAAAGAUUGGCCGCUAUUUUUCGCAACUUUUAAAAACGCUGUACAUUUGAACACAUCUCUUUCUCUCACUGAAAAAAUGUUUUAUCUUGCUAGUAAAUUAAAAAACAAAGCUAAAAAUAUUUAUGCCGGUUUCAUUCCAUGCGCUGAGAAUUACGAAACUAUUUACAAAGCGCUCGUGUCAAAAUAUGAAGACAAAAGGAACCUAGCAGGUACUUAUCUGAAUCAAAUAUUUUCUUUAAAACCGAUUUCUUCAGUCACUGCUGAAAAUUUAGAAAAUCUUAUCGAUCAAUUUUCAAACUCAUACCUCGCUCUUAAUAAUUUACAAAUACCUAACUUGUGUGACUUCGUCAUGUCCUACACUUUAUUACACCGCUUAGAUACAGAAACCGCACGUCUUUUUGAGAUGAAUAAUUGUGAUAAAGACAUACCUACUUAUCAGGAUUUAAUUUCAUUUGUUCGUGAUCGUAUAAAAGUUUUAAAUCGGACAGGUAAUAACAACCUGAACAGCGCAAGUACUUCAACGAAGCCUAAGCAAAACAAUGCAAAUAAAAAUAGCUCACGAUCAUUUGUCGUAAACAACACUGCAUGUCAGUUGUGCAAUGACUCUAAUCAUAACCACCUAUAUUCUUGCCCGCAGUUUAAAUCUCUUACCCCGCGUGAACGUUAUGAUUAUAUUAAAAAGAUACGCGCUUGUAUCAACUGUCUAAGUUUACAACAUAACACAAAUACUUGUAAAUCUGAGAAUAGAUGCGCUAAUUGUAAAAAGCUACAUCAUACGACUCUUUGCUUUGCUGAGAAAGCAUCAGCUGCAUUGCCGCCGGUACAGCCGCCUCAGUACUUACACCGCCGCACUGAUAACAAUACGCAUAGUCCAGUAGCCAUCGGUCAGAAAUCUACCGCGUCUUCAAGUUCGAUUUCUACCAAGCCUGUUGAUAAUAACGCUCCAUUUUGUAGUAUGAGUGCUAACUCAAAUAACACGCGAAAAACUAACAAUGUUUUACUUGGCACCGUUCUUGCUGAUGUGAAAAGAAGUGACGGAACUCUUGCUCAAAUUAGAAUUUUGAUAGAUAAUGGAUCGCAAAACCAUUUUGUUACCCGCCAAGCUUGUAAACAUUUAGGCCUUCGUAUCUUCCACGACAAUUCCGAACGAUCCGUAAAUGGAAUAGGUACUAGCUCUCAAACUAUAAUCGGAACUACCGAUGUAACGUUACUGUCUAGGUACGAUGCAAGCUUUUGUUUACGCAUAAACCCACUCGUUCUUAAAACAAUUUCGAGUAACUUGCCGAGUUGUGAAUUCGAUAUUUCGUCUCUUAAUUACCUAAGUAAUAAUAAUAUACAGCUCGCAGACCCGCACUUUAAUAAACCCGCUGAAAUAGACAUUCUGCUUGGCGCCGAAGUAUUCAUGCAGAUCCUAAGACCUACAAAGUUGUUAGGUCCGCCUGGAAAACCUGAUUUAUUGGAAACCGCAUUUGGAUACAUACUCUUAGGCUCGACCGCUUCGCUCCCUUGUCACAAUAAUACCGCGCCUAGUGAUAACGAUCACGCUUUUUUAUCGUCGAGUAACGACUCGAUCGAAACUUUAGUCUCAAAGUUCUGGGAGUUGGAGUCAGUUCCGACUAAAACACACAUGUCUAAAGCCGAACAGGAAUGUGAGGAUUUUUAUGAUUUAAAUACAUACCGCGAUAACACAACUGGACGUUACGUCACCGCUUUGCCUUUCUUGAGGUCGCCUACCGCUCUGGGCGAUUCUCUUACAACCGCACGUCGCUGUCUGUCGUCACUCGAACGCAGAUUUAAGACAAAUAUCGCUUUAAAAACUGAUUACGAUGCCGCGAUGAGAGAUUAUCUCGAACGGAACAUCAUUUCACCCGCACCCGCUCUUACUGAUACGAAUUAUUACGUCAUCCCUCACCACGGUAUAAGCCGAGAAGACAAACCGCUCCGCAUUGUACUGAACGCAACUGCACGAUGCAUAGAUACAAACGUUUCAUUGAACGAUUGUUUACAUUCCGGUCCUAAUUUGCAAGCAGACCUAACCGCGAUUAUUUUAAAAUUUAGACUGUUUCCGAUUGCUUUAACCGCCGACAUCAAACAAAUGUUUUUGGCUAUAGGCAUUCGUGAGGAAGACCGCCGCUUUUUGAAUAUACUAUACAAAUUUGACGAAGAUGAUACCGCGAAAAUGUAUCAUUUUAAUCGCGUUUGUUUUGGUCUACGGUGCUCGCCGUACCUUGCUAUGAAGACAGUCAAGCGUCUCGCCCGCGAUGAAACUGAUUUCCCGAUCGCUUCAGAAAUCACUAGUGAUCAUCUUUAUAUGGAUGAUCUAGGAGUUUCGGUAGAUACGCCCGAGAAUGGAAUUCAGUUGGCUCAUGAUUUAAUCGAACUAUUCAAACGUGGUGGUUUCGACUUAGUUAAAUUCGUUAGCAACUCGCCCGAGGUGUUAAAAUCGAUUCCGCAAGCCAACCGCUUAUCUUCAAAAAUUGAAUUCGACAAGCAGGAUAAUAUGAAGCUCCUAGGUCUAAUCUGGUCACCGGUCGAGGAUGAAUUUUCAAUCGCUAUUAAAUUCAACCCGCAAGCAAAAUGUACAAAGCGCCUUAUGCUUUCCACAAUCGCUAAACUGUGGGACAUAAACGGAUUUUGUGCCCCUGUCAUUUUACACGCAAAAUUGUUAAUAAAAGCUCUCUGGGUAGCUCAGAUUGAUUGGGAUGCAGAGCCCCCAAGCGACAUCUGUGCUGCAUGGAAACGCUUUCUUAGUGAACUCCCCGCUCUGCAAGACUUUAAAAUACCUCGCUUCGUAGGUAUCGUGCCCGACUCCCGUGUCAUACUACUGGGAUUUGCGGACGCUUCUGAAAAAGCGAUGGGUGCUUCUGUGUACAUUUGUGUACAACCGGCUUCCGGACCAAAUGAAGUCAAUUUAAUUGGUGCCAAAAGCAAGGUCGCGCCGCUCAAGAUUGUUUCCUUAGCCCGCCUAGAGCUUUGUGCUGCUGUAUUAUUAUCGAAACUGUUUCGAUUUGUUAUCGACACUGUUUCUCCCCGCUGUCAUGUUGACGAAAUUUUCGCGUUUACUGAUUCGACAGUGACCCUCCAUUGGGUUCACUCGUCUCCGCAUCGCUUUGAUACUUUCAUUGCGAACCGCAUCGCACAAAUACAGAACAACCUUGACCCCAAACACUUCUACCAUUGUGAAGGUACGCAGAAUCCCAGCGACUGCUUGAGUCGUGGUCUCACACCCGCUCAAUUAUUGAAUCACCCGCUGUGGCUCCAUGGCCCCACAUGGGCUCGUGAUGACGUCCAUACAUGGCCCAUCAACCGCUUCACGUUUGAUCCCGCACAAGAUGAAAAGAUAUUAGAGCUCAAAAAACAAUCAAAUGUCUUCAUCACUACAGAUGAGACAGAACCCUUUCUCUGUACGCUGGCCAAGCGCGUCUCUUCUUGGUCUAAGCUACUCCGCAUUGUGGUAUAUAUAUAUCGUUUCUUAGGUAAGCUCCCUCGCUCGGACCGAAUGCAACUUGCACAUCUACAGUUUGCUGAGACUGCUGUCGUAAAAGCGCUUCAACAGCAUUACUUUCGAAACGACAUCGAUGCGCUCUCCAAGGGUCAUCGAGUUUCGAGGUCUUUGCUUCCACUUUCUCCGUUUUUGAAAAACGACAUUCUCCGCGUUGGAGGCCGCUUAAAAAACUCCUCGCUUGAGUUUGACAGCAAGCAUCCGAUCUUGCUUCCCAAAAAGGAUCACAUUGUCAAUCUGAUUAUUGAUUAUCAUCACCGCAAAUACCUACACGCUGGUCCGAACUUACUGUUAUCACUUCUCAGACAAAAAUUUUGGAUCAUUUCCGGUCGCAGUACCGUAAAACAACGCUUUCGUCUUUGUAACAGAUGUUUCAAAGCUGCCCCCCGCACAGAGACGCCUUAUAUGGCUGAUCUGCCCGCUUGUCGAGUCAACGAAACCGUCAAAACCUUUCUUUGGAGUGGCGUUGACUACGCUGGACCGCAGGAAAUUUUAAUUAGUCGUUACCGUGGUGCGCGCAAGGUCCGCUGCUACUAUGCGCUCUUCACAUGCAUGGUUACAAGAAGCGUGCAUGUUGAAAUUGCGACAGAUUUAUCGACCGAUUCCUUUCUUCGCGCUUUUCGUCGUUUUAUAUCACGUCGAGGCAAAAUUAAUUCGCUAUUUUCCGAUAACGGAACGAAUUUCAUAGGCGCCAAAGCCAAACUCGAUGAAUUGAGCGAGUUUCUCAGGUCUAAAGCCUUCUGUAAAGCCUUUGAGCAGGAAACUGUCUAUCAGGGCGUCAAUUGGUCGCUGAACGUACCUACAGCUAGUCACAUGGGUGGUAGCUGGGAGAGUAUGAUUCGAGUUUUCAAAAUGCAUCUACGCCGCACUAUCGGAGACGUUCUUCUCACCUAUGAGGAGUUGCUCACCGUCGUUACCCAGGUCGAAAUGAUUUUAAAUAGUCGUCCGUUAAUUGCACAAUUAAAUUCACAUCCCGGAGAACCGGAACCUUUAACGCCUUCGCAUUUUUUAACUCUCGGACCGCUAGACUCCUUUCAUUCUGAUCCGCGUUUAGAUUCGGUAGAUUUAGUUCGCAAUAAACGACUUGUCGAUGACAUUGUUCAGAGAUUCUGGAAUCGCUGGAGGCGUGAGUACCUAAACACGCUUCAAACGCGCGCUAAAUGGAACACCAAAUUUAAUCCGGUGACUAAAGGUACUGUUGUCCUUCUUAAAACAGAAAACUCACCGCCUUUACAAUGGCCAAUGGGCAUAAUUGAAGAAAUAAUGCCUGCCUCGGACGGGGUCGUUAGAGUAGUCAGAGUGCGCACACAAAACGGCACCUAUCUUCGACCUGUAGUAAAACUUUGUGUUUUACCUUUCCAAUAACCUAUUUUCUCAUUUUCAUUUUUAAUUUAUUUUUAUCUCAUUCUUUUUAUUUAAUACUUCAUAUCCUGCACUCAUUAAGUACCAUUUAUACUUAUUACUUGUACUUAUUAUGUACCACCGCACUACCCUGAUUCCAUCCGCUCUCUAGUUCACCCAUAAUCGCUACAUUUAUGUACUUCUCUCUCUCAUUGUUCAGGAGCUACAUCUCCUAAAGGCCGGGGGGAUGGUUCUUUUUUAAUGAGAGUAGACAUAAAACCUCUCGCAUGGCCACUUAUAAAAAAGAAACAUAAGAAUCAAACGUCAAAAAUAAAAAAAGAAGACUAUCGCCGACCGCACCGCACGCGCUGUACACGCACACGCCGCUUAUUUUUUCACAAAUAUUUUCAUGGACUCAAAUUAAUUCUCUAUUAUACAAACUCUUACUGACGACCAUAUUCGUCGUUGCGCGAGUGAUAUACAAGUUUUAUAGACAAUAAUUUAGAAGAGUGCCGUGUCAAGUCGCCGCCAUUACGCGUCGUCCAGCAGUGGCGUCGAAUUCUUCAGCCUGGAAGAAGCUAGCGACGGGUUGGCAGUUGUUUGGCAAGCUAUUGUUCAACUCUGGGUCGAUAGACCAUGAUUCGCCUGAUGCUGUAGUUAUCAGAGCCUAUACACAUCCCGACACGGGUGUCGCCAUCCACCUCGCGAUGUCAUGCUAAAGUAUAGAAUUUAUAAGAACGCCUGUGCUGAUUUUCAAAUGGAAUACAUGGCUAAAAUAUCGUGACGAAAACCGACGUUAUACUAAAGCCAUUUUUAGUCACAAGUCUGAAGAAAAUCACUCCAGCUGAUGAUAACAACAGACGCGACAUUAAAUCUCAUCACUGUUCCUUUCCGCAUUUGAUUAUCGCGUGGUUUAAAAGACAAAUCAUUGGGAAGAAAAUUUUUGUGCGUCGCAUUUAAGAUCAUCGAUUCAUCAAUGCAUACGCUGUGAGGACGAUGUGUGACGUGAGUAUUAUCGGUGCUCUGAACACGUUUGAGCGUCUGCCGAACUGGAAAACUAUUGCCAAGUGCAAUCUUGACCGUGGGACUACUUUGUAACUCUUGUUUAACAAAUCGCGUUUGAUUAAGAAUAAAAAAUUUAGCAACAUCGGAUUUGCAUAAUUUUUCAUAACUUCAAUUUUCUUUUUUCAUGUAAACUUAUGUGAAUUAAAGAGCCCUUUGGAAUCUCCAA
Bombyx mori (domestic silkworm) is the source of this 7045-nucleotide messenger RNA. RefSeq lists its product as uncharacterized. The transcript has 3 exons. Lineage: Eukaryota; Metazoa; Arthropoda; Insecta; Lepidoptera; Bombycidae. The record is from RefSeq and is a predicted model, not a curated record. Gene Ontology annotation, biological process: DNA integration. The coding region runs from base 583 to 5838 and encodes 1751 amino acids. Gene Ontology annotation, molecular function: nucleic acid binding.